AUGACAUCACCUGAAUUGAAAUUUGGUCCUUGUGAAAAAAUUGCCCUAGCUACAUACUGGACCAUACAAAGACUGAGAGAUCUUCUCAGCGGUCAGCACAUUGUGAUUCGUUCACAUCAUAAUCUCCUGCUUUUGCUGAAAAAACAUAAUUUGGCUUUAAGUGACAUUCGUAAUGAACGUGUGGUGAGAUGGAUGACUACGCUGCUCACUGAACACAUUACAGUGGAACCGUUAAAGGAACCCUCUAUACAUGUGUUGGGUGUUCUUAUUCAAGGUCAGGAUCAUGUAUGUCAUCAUAUGAUUGCUCCUAAAGCACAUUCUGUUUUCAAAGAGGGCAGCCCUGCUGAUGUGGGAAAUAACCCUGUUUGGUACAUUGAUGCUAGUUCAUCAGUCAUCGAUGGUAAGCGCAUGACAGGUUUUGCAGGUGUACUUCUUGAAGGUAGAACGAUUCUUGAUUGGUUUCAGUAUGCUUGUAAAAAUGCAGGAGCACAGUUUGCUGAAUUAGCUGCACUACUAACUUUGAUCCGAGACAAAAUUGGGAAAGGUGGUACACACUUUGUAGUCACUGACUCUAUGUAUGUUUUCAGAGGAGCUUUGAUUCUUCUUACGUUUUGGGUCAACAAUAAAUGGCAGUCCACUGAUGGCAGUAUAGUACAGCACAAAGGCUUAUGGGAACGCAUACAGGAUUUGUCAAAAGAUCAUGUAGGCUUUAUCAAACUCGUCAAGGUAAAAGCACACAGAUCUAAGGGACCUUUGGCAUACGGUAAUAGUCUUGCUGAUAAAUUUGCAAAAGAGGCUGCAUGUCUUCCUGAUAUUCCACUAUGGGAAGAGGAAGAUGUAUUGUAUCAUACACCACUUGCACCAGUGCAGUUGUAUGCCCCUGACGAUGAUGGCACACAAUGGUCUGUACUUCGAGAACAUCAGGAGUACGAUUUGGUACUCGCUCCUCUUUUUGAUGACCUGGCAUAUAAGUUAGGUAAAGAAACACUGAAAAUUCUGCAUGACAUUUUAGUCAAAUACACUGAACAUGGUCCUGCCUGGGUUAUUCCCUCUCAUUUGGUAAAAUGUUUGCUGGCUUGGGUACAUGGUUCCAUUGCAGGGGGACAUCCCAAAUUACAAGAAUGUAUGGAUAGGAUGUCUAAACUGGGAUGGUGGCCUACUAUGAGAAGAGAUAUCCAAGAUCACAUUGACAGAUGUAUUGUUUGUGCACACCAAGAUCCAGCAAGACAACUAACACGUGGAGCACUAAUGCGAUAUGCUCCUACUGGACCUUGGGACAGACUACAGGUUGACUAUGUAGGUACACGGCCAUUGACAGCCUGUAAAAAUCGCUACAUAUUGGUAGUCGUUGACUCUUUUAGUCGAUGGAUUGAAGCUUUUGCUACCCCUAACAAAACAGCUGGCGCAACUGCCAAAAUCCUAGUGCAAAAUGUUUUCUGUCACUUUGGGAUUCCAAAACAAAUGGAUUCAGAUAAUGGCGGUGAAUUUGUCAAUACCAUCCUGAAAGAGAUCACAAGUUGGUUAGAUCUCCCUUGGGAUUUCCAUAUUGCUUAUCACCCUCAAAGUGGAGGCAUGGUUGAAAGGAUGAAUGGCCAGAUAAAAAAGGAACUAAGCAAAAUCUGUAAUGCCAAUGGUAAAAAUUGGGAUAUUUUACUGCCUUUUGUUCUUGCUUGGAUGAGAUCUAGAGUUAACAGGCAUAUUCAGAUGUCUCCUUAUGAAGUACUUUUUGGUCGCAGUAUGCCUUCAUGGGAACGCCUUUUGCUUCAUAUGGAUAUAUCUACCUCUGUAGCAUUAUGCAAUGAAGAAUGGGCCAAAGAACAUUCUCUAUGGCUCACCACUGUACAAGGACAGGCACUGCACACAGAUGUGGUGUCCGCCUUAAAAAGUAAAAGUGAUUUUGAUAAAAAAUCUGACCUCACUGAAUACCAAGUGGGAGAUUCUGUGUGCAUGCUUAAACAAGGACAAAAAAACCCUAGGAAAUUUCCUAAAGAUUGCUGGGAAGGUCCAUAUCUUAUUGUGGACAAAGUGGGACCCUCAGUUUAUCUUAUUCAAAAAUCAGAUGGUUUAAAUGUCUACAAGCAUGCAAUGCAGCUUAAAUUGUUUAAGGGCUCUAUAUUUACUUUGUUAUUCUAUAUUUACUUUGUUUUUCAGAAAGUGUACAAAGAGAUUGAGACUCUAGAACGGCUGUUCCAGACUCUACUUUUCACUAUGAAUGAUCGGCGCCUUUACAUCUAA
Molecule: messenger RNA, 2235 nt
Organism: Pelobates cultripes (western spadefoot toad)
Lineage: Eukaryota; Metazoa; Chordata; Amphibia; Anura; Pelobatidae
Source: the annotation of a GenBank genome assembly